AUGUCAUUGACACUCCGGACCGACCUCCAGGUGGAGCUUGUGACCACUUUCUUAAAUACCCAUGGUCCGAGGGCGAUUCUUUUCUCAGACUCUUACCUUCUGGACCACAGUCCUGUCGUUAUGAAGCUUCCUUUGGGCACUCUUGUUGUUUGUGGCUGUUUUGGUUGA
Messenger RNA from Heterobasidion irregulare TC 32-1, 168 nucleotides. RefSeq lists its product as uncharacterized. NCBI's taxonomy places the organism in Eukaryota, Fungi, Basidiomycota, Agaricomycetes, Russulales, Bondarzewiaceae. The transcript has 3 exons. The record is from RefSeq and is a predicted model, not a curated record. Bases 1 to 168 code for a protein of 55 amino acids.